GAGACAGUCGUGUUGGCCAGGGGUAGACCUGGUACUCGCUAACGUGAGUUAGUGCUCCGUUGUUUUCUUUAGUAAAAUAGUAUCUUUUUGGCAGAGAAUUUGUUAUACGAGGACUAGGGGUUUACAAACUGCAUUCGGAAUACCCCCAUAGCGUUGAAAAGGAGCCAAAUCGUCGGGAAAAAUCUUGACCACCGAAGGAAUGGGCCAAAAUAGGUUUCACCGCUUGUAAAGUAUCGCUGACAUCCUCAAGGACACGCGAGUAAAACGCGCAGCAUUUUUGCCACACUUUGGCGGUAAAAUCGCGCACUUACCCCGCCAAGCAUGUACGGUUUACUGCUGGAGAGCAUCAACGACUACCUGAAGGGAGCCUACGGGGAGGCGGUAUGGAAGCUCAUCAGAGAGCGGGCCAACGUCCCGCAUCACUCCUUUGUGACUCAUCAGGUUUACUCGGAGACUGUGAUCCCUCGCCUGGCCAAGGCGGCGUCCGAAGUGACUGGGAUGAACCAUGACGAGCUGAUGGACGUGUUCGGGAUCAGUUUCGUGACGUUCGUGGGGCAGUACGGCUACGACAGGAUCCUGCGGGUACUCGGCCGCCAGCUCCGGGACUUCCUCAACGGCCUCGACAACCUGCACGAGUACCUGCGCUUCAGUUACCCGAAGUUACAACCGCCGAGUUUCUUCUGUGAGGAAGAGACGGCCACAGGGCUGACCCUCCACUACCGGAGCCGCCGGAAGGGCUUCAUCCACUACGUGAAGGGCGAACUCCGCCAGGUCGGCAAACAAUUCUACCAGACCGACAUAGAGGUGGAGGUACUGAACCACGACGAGACGGACGAUCAAACACACAUCGUCUUCAGGCUACAUUUCGACAACACCGCCUUCAAACAGAACCAGCAGGCGGACUUACGUCAGGAGGAGGAGCUGCUGCCUGUGCGCAGUGAACUGUUCUUCGAGGUGUUCCCGUUCAACGUGGUCUUCACGCAGGACAUGGUGAUCCGUAAUGUCGGGGUGGGGCUGGAGGCUAUCAUGUCUGACCUAGAGGGGAAGAAGAUCAACGACUGCUUCCGGGUCGUCCGACCUCUGGUGGAGUUCACGUGGGACAACGUCUUGUCUCAUACUAACAACCUGUUUGAGCUGAUCUCGCGAGACCCCAUCACGAGAGGUGGCGGGUACGGGAGAAACUCCGGAAGCGAGCCCCUGUACAAGAAGAUUCAAAUGAAUCUUACAGGUUCUCUACAAAGAACACAAGCCAAGCACCAACUAAGCCAUGCGCAACACGGUCACCAUAACGGGGAAGGUGAAGAACCACGAGAAGGGGAGGAGGAAGACCGUAAGGCGCUGGACACCUCCCUGGAACUGCUGGCUUACCAAAGCAUCACCGAUGCUGCCCAGGAAGGAGUGGACGGCAUCGAAGGAGCCUCCAGCAACUGUCUCACACUGAAGGGACAGAUGAUGUUCAUGAAGGAAUGGGACUCCGUCAUAUUCAUCGGAACUCCGAUUAUGGAGAACCUGGAGGCGAUGUACCGGAUCGGGCUGUUCAUCAACGACCUGAGUAUGCACGACUCCAGCCGGGACCUGGUGCUCACCGGCACCCAGCAGUCAGCAGAGCUCAAACUCGCGCUCGAUCAGGAGCAGCAAAAGAGCUCCAAGCUAGAGGAGAGCAUGCGGCAGCUGGACCAGGAGAUGAAGAAGACGGACGAGCUGCUGUAUCAGAUGAUACCGAAGACCGUGGCCGACCGACUGCGUCGCGGAGAGCCGUCCGUUGAAACUUGCGAGGUUUGCGACCUUUUGCGACACUUCGACUUCAAGUCCGCAUGGGCCCUACAGCAAACAUGCGAGGUGUUCCAAGAGGUCACGAUCCUAUUCAGUGAUGUGGUCGGCUUUACCAAGAUCUGUAGCCGCAUCACACCCAUGCAGGUUGUAUCCAUGCUCAACUCCAUGUACACCCUGUUUGACCAGCUUAGCGAGAAAAACCAAGUGUACAAGGUUGAAACUAUCGGCGAUGCCUACAUGGUGGUCUCCGGUGCCCCGACCACCACCAAGUACCACGCGCACCACGUGUGUGACAUGGCGCUGGACAUGAUCAGGUCCAUGGAACAUCUGAAAGAUCCGUCCACGAACGAGAACCUCCACAUCCGAGUCGGAGUGCACUCCGGUAUGGUAGUGGCAGGUGUGGUGGGCCUGAAGAUGCCCCGAUGGUGUCUGUUUGGAGAGACAGUCAACACAGCAUCAUACAUGGAAGCCAGUGGCGAGGGCAUGCAUGUCCACAUCAGCCAGGUGACAAAGGACUAUCUACAGGGACAGCCGUACAUUAUCGAGGAACGCGGAUCCAUCCCCGCCAAGACAACCAGCCAGGCAAACGAGAUAAGGAUUCAGCUUGGCGAGGGGAAUGAGUUGAUGAAGACCUACUGGCUGAAGGGGAAGUUGAGGAAUGACGGAGGAGAGUCGGUCGUGUCUCCCCCGGUGGAGGAGGCGGACUCCACCAAGAGCGAGGCCGGCUCCGGUCCGGUGACGCCGCAGCUCAACUUCACCCCCAUGGUCGUCAACAAGGACAAGGCGAAGGACGCGGAGGGAGACUCUCCGGACGACAAGAGCCACCAGCCGGAGACAGUCGGGGCUACGGGAGGAGACAACACAAGCAAUGACGGCGUCGAGCUGGAAAAUGCAGAAGAGGAGGAAAAGGAAGGACAUAACCUCCGCAGGCUGUUCAGGGCCAAGAACAGCAGCGUGUGCCGUAUCUCCUGAGCGGCGCGGUUUCGUUAGGCCACAGCAAGUAAACUUUAUGGAUGACAUCCUCCACAGACUCCAAUUCUAAUGCGACAGGGUGAGAAAAACAAGGCGGGCCAAUAAAAACAAGAUUCCUACGUUUUCAAUUUUGACAUCAUCAUAAACUUGUUUUAUUCGCACGCUCGCAUCGGUUUUGGGGUAUCCAGAGGAUGUCAUCCAUAUAAUCAAAUCAACAUGGCCCAAUUCAGUGUCAAUGUCAAUACGUCCAACUUCAUGAGUAUGUCAUCACCUGUAUUUUGACGAUAUGCCCACGGGUUGACGCAAUGAAAACGAUUCGUGCACUGGUUCUUACCGUAUCCAGUGUGUGAGGAUGCCAGUAUACAAAAAUUUAGAAGUGCCCAAUAGACUCUUGGCAGUACACCACAGACAACACACUAUAUUUCUUGCAUCAGCGAAGUCUUACAUCAAAAGUGAUCCAAUUAUACUAUUCCACCACAAUGUUUUGAAGAUACUUUACAGCUCAUCUUGACUUAGGGCUAUUUUGUUAUGUCUUGAUGAGUACCAGAUAUACCUGGCCUGGAUUUGAAAUGCUUUUGAUAUCUCUAAAGCUUGGGAACAUACAGUGAAAGGGCCCUCUAAAUGUAGACUAAAUAUGACUGUUGAAAUAUCAUACAUUUAUUAUGAAUAAUAACUUUCUAAAUUCUAUCUGUUAAAUAUAGCAGUGAUGGUUGUCUGAACUCUAUGUCGCAUUGUAUAUCAACGUACGUUAUCUUACGUCUACCAUGAGGGCUUUAAUUAACUGUAAUAUAUGAAAUAUAUGUCCCUGUGUAGAAUAUCUCCCAGUGGUGUGGUCUGUACCUAUGUGUCUUACGGCAAAGUAUUAUGUCUAAUAUGAGGGCUUAUGAUAAGUAUACUUAAAAUGUAUAUGAGAAAUAUAUAACUGUGUAGAAUGUUGACCCGUGGCUUGAUAUCGAAUUUGAUUUUCUCCACGUUUGAAAGAAGUAACUAGAGUAACGUUUGUUUGAAAUGAAGCCGCAUCGCAACAAAAUCUGUCUGAACAUUAAAUGAUUAUUGUUGCUGUACCGGACGGAUUUCAUUUCUUACGUGAACAAGCAUGUGGAGGUUAUCCGUUUUCGUGUAUUGUUGUGGAAAUUGGUCUUUCCACUAAAUAGUUAAAGAUAGGAAACGAUAUAUAUGCAAUUUGACCACGUUCAAUGUCGUAUUGUUUCAGUAUCUUGUAUAUCGUAAUUAAUGAUAUCGACUUUGUACGUUUUAUCGAUAAUCAUCAUGGUAGGACAUGGGUGUGAUAUUUUGUGGGA
Messenger RNA from Branchiostoma belcheri (Belcher's lancelet), 4046 nucleotides. RefSeq names its product soluble guanylate cyclase 88E-like. Lineage: Eukaryota; Metazoa; Chordata; Leptocardii; Amphioxiformes; Branchiostomatidae. Bases 322 to 2745 code for a protein of 807 amino acids. The record is from RefSeq and is a predicted model, not a curated record. The transcript has 18 exons. Gene Ontology annotation, molecular function: guanylate cyclase activity; heme binding; oxygen sensor activity. Gene Ontology annotation, cellular component: guanylate cyclase complex, soluble. Gene Ontology annotation, biological process: response to oxygen levels; nitric oxide-cGMP-mediated signaling; cGMP biosynthetic process.